Molecule: messenger RNA, 2778 nt
Organism: Candida tropicalis MYA-3404
Lineage: Eukaryota; Fungi; Ascomycota; Pichiomycetes; Serinales; Debaryomycetaceae
Exons: 1
Coding region: 1-2778 (925 amino acids)
Source: RefSeq, a predicted model, not a curated record
AUGGUUCGUUAUCUGUAUUACUUUUCAAUCCAUAAAACAAACAACUUUCAGAUGCUAGGAAUCCGAAACUUAUUCAUUGGUAUCUGCUUAAUUCUUCAAUUUGCGUUUUCACUUGAUAUAACUUCUGACCGUGUUGAUCGUGGUACAAUUGAUAUUGGCUUGGGUGAUACUACAAUCCAUUCUGGUGCUUCUUGGUCAAUCAUCAAUAAUGCCAUAACAGCUCUUGCUGGUUCACUUACUGUCGAAUCUGAUGCUGGAUUUUACAUUACCCUGACGUCCCCAUUAAUUGGUCUUGAUGUUACCUUACUUGCUGCUUUUGGUUCAAUUGUCAAUGAUGGUAUCGUUGCUUUCAAUUCUGUCGCAUCGUUAUUUAGUUCAGACUAUGAUUUAAGGGGCACUUCAUUUACAAAUAAUGGUGAAAUGUAUCUUGGUGCUUCGGGUCUUCUUCUCAGUAGUAUGUCUAUUAAUUCAGUGGAAUGGCAUAAUAAUGGUUUGUUGGUAUUUUACCAAAAUCAAAGAUUUGGUGGAAGUUUAUCCUUAGGUCCUCUCCUUGGGGGGGCUAUCACCAAUGAUGGAACUAUUUGCUUAAGCAAUCAGGUGUACCAGCAAAGUACAGUUAUUUAUGGUAGUGGAUGCUUUGUCACUGAGGAAGAUUCCACAAUUUACAUUCCUAAUUCAUUGUUAUCAGUUGACCAAAAUCAAAAUUUUUAUCUCAAAGACAGUAAAUCAUCAAUUAUUGUUGAGGCUCUUUCAGCUCCUCAAACUUUCAAUGUUUAUGGUUUUGGAAAUGGUAACAAAAUUGGAUUAACAAUACCACUUCUUGGUAAUCUUCUUCCAUACUACCCUGCCUACAGUUAUGAUGAAUCUACUGGUAUUUUGACUUUAAGAAACCUUUUAUUGACACAAAAAUUUAACAUUGGUAAAGGCUACGAUUCAGAUCUCUUUAAGAUCGUUACAGAUUCAGGUGCUGGAUUACCUUCAACAUUGCUUGGUAGUCUUCAAUAUAACGGCCCAGUUCCAGAUCAAUCUUUGCCCUCCUCAUGUCAAGUUGAGUGUAAGCAACUUCCAGACGCUCCUGGUACUGAGCCAACGGAAUUUACUACUACAGUCACUACUACUGCUUCCGAUGGAUCUGAAUUAACAGAAACUGGCAUUGUUGAAGUUACUACAGAUUCUCAAGGGUCUUGGUACACGACCACAUCAAUUUUCCCAACCGCGUCCACCAGUAACUCUGAAGUCGUGUCCUCAACCGAUGAAUCCAGUACCUCCAGUGAAGCUACCUCAUCUACUGAAUCUGAUGUCCAAACUGAGUUCACUUCCACUUGGACCACCACCAACGAUGACGGUUCUGUUGAAACUGAUUCUGGUAUUGUCAGCCAAUCUGGCACAUCAUUCACCACCUUGACUACUUUCCCACCUGAAUCUACUGAAUCUACUGAAUCUGAUGUCCAAACUGAGUUCACCUCCACUUGGACCACCACCAACGAUGACGGUUCUGUUGAAACUGAUUCUGGUAUUGUCAGCCAAUCUGGCACAUCAUUCACCACCUUGACUACUUUCCCACCUGAAUCUACUGAAUCUACUGAAUCUGAUGUCCAAACUGAGUUCACCUCCACCUGGACCACCACCAACGAUGACGGUUCUGUUGAAACUGAUUCUGGUAUUGUCAGCCAAUCUGGCACAUCAUUCACCACCUUGACUACUUUCCCACCUGAAUCUACUGAAUCUGAUGUCCAAACUGAGUUCACCUCUACUUGGACCACCACCAACGAUGACGGUUCUGUUGAAACUGAUUCUGGUAUUGUCAGCCAAUCUGGCACAUCAUUCACCACCUUGACUACUUUCCCACCUGAAUCUACUGAAUCUACUGAAUCUGAUGUCCAAACUGAGUUCACCUCCACUUGGACCACCACCAACGAUGACGGUUCUGUUGAAACUGAUUCUGGUAUUGUCAGCCAAUCCGGUACAUCAUUCACCACCUUGACUACUUUCCCACCUGAAUCUACUGAAUCUACUGAAUCUGAUGUCCAAACUGAGUUCACCUCCACUUGGACCACCACCAACGAUGACGGUUCUGUUGAAACUGAUUCUGGUAUUGUCAGCCAAUCUGGCACAUCAUUCACCACCUUGACUACUUUCCCACCUGAAUCUACUGAAUCUACUGAAUCUGAUGUCCAAACUGAGUUCACCUCCACCUGGACCACCACCAACGAUGACGGUUCUGUUGAAACUGAUUCUGGUAUUGUCAGUCAAUCCGGCUCAUCAUUGACUACCUUGACUACUUUCCCACCAGAAGAAGAAAGCUCAUUAUUGUCUGGUUCAAAUACUGUCGUCUCUACUUCAGGAUCUGUUAGUGACGUUGCAACAGUUGAGCCGACUGCCAGUGGUUCCGGUUCUGGAAAUGGCUCUGGUUCUGACAAUGGUUCUGGUGAAUCCGGAAAUGGAUCUGGUAAUGGAUCUGGUAAUGGUGAAUCUGGUUCUGGAAAUGGCUCUGAAUCUGGCUCUGGAAAUGGCUCUGAAUCUGGAUCUGGAAACGGCUUUGAAUCUGGCUCUGGAAAUGGUUCUGGAAAUGGGUCUGGUCAAUCUGGCGCUGGUCAAUCUGGUUCUGACAAUGGUUCUGGUGAAUCCGGAAAUGGAUAUGGUAAUGGAUCUGGUAAUGGAUCUGGUAAUGGUGAAUCUGGCUCUGAAUCUGGCUCUGGAAACGGCUCUGAAUCUGGCUCUGGAAAUGGUUCUGGAAAUGGGUCUGGUCAAUCUGGCGGCUGGUCAAUCUGGUUCUGA